AUGUUAGUCGUUGACGAAGAAAAGCAAUUAACAUCCUCGUCGCUGCUCGGAGUUCUGGAAAGUACUUGUUUGUGCAUGUGGAAAUUUGUAUUCGUCUACAACAAUCAAAAAAUUUUACAUGGUGAAACACCAUCAAAUACUUGCUUAACACUUGGCGGCAGUAAAGAAACGAGAGAGUUGGUAAUAACUGCAUUGAAGCCCAUACGCUUUGGGUAUCACAUCCACCCAUUAAGCCAAUCAACAGCAGCCAGCUGUCUGGUGGUUGUGAGAAUGGGUGCUACAGCAGUCGUUUCGGCUGUGGCGGGCGUCACCGCUGUAGUCACAGUUAUGUGUAUGAUUACAGUAGGAUAUCUGAUCAAUGAUAUCAACAACUUCUAUGACGAUGCCAUCGAGGACCUUGCUGACUUCAAGGACGUAGCCAACUCUGCCUGGCACGAAAUGAGGCCGACACCAUACGAUGCACUCCGUCAGCCACGAGCUGUGCGUAACCGACGUCAAUGGCCAGAGCACUGCAACUGUGGUCCACCAGCCUUGAAUUGUCCACCAGGUCCACAGGGACCACCUGGAGCGCCGGGAGAGGAUGGAGAGCCUGGUCCUCCAGGUAAAGAUGGCAAAAAAGGAAAUGAUGGCAUUUCCAUACAUCCUGAAGGAAAGGGAGCAGGCGGGUGCAUCAAAUGUCCACCUGGACCUCCCGGACCACCAGGACCAGACGGACCUCCCGGACCUCCCGGACCCGAUGGACCUCCAGGAACAGGCGGAGGACCAGGAGGACAAGGACCUCCUGGCCCACCUGGACCCGAAGGAGAUCCAGGACCACCAGGACCAGAAGGACCACCUGGACCAAAAGGAGAAGAUGGAAAAUCUGGAGAAAAAGUGGUUGGAGUACCAGGCCCCCCAGGACCACCAGGACCAGAAGGACCACCUGGACCUCCUGGAGAACCAGGCACCGGCACCGCUGGCGACCAACCUGGACCACCAGGCCCACCAGGACCACCAGGAAAAGAAGGACCUCCCGGUCCAGAUGGACCACCAGGACCUCGUGGACCAUCUGGAGCACCUGGAGGCGACGGUGCCUACUGUCCUUGUCCUCCUAGGAGUGCUGCACUGGCGGCAGCAAAAGAAGCCAAGAGUGAAGCAGUGACCACUCUUACUGCUUCUUCCGAAAGUUACAGCAGACGACGACGUUCCGCAAGAGGAGAGCUGGAGACAGAAGACUAA
Cylicocyclus nassatus is the source of this 1218-nucleotide messenger RNA. The record is from the annotation of a GenBank genome assembly. NCBI's taxonomy places the organism in Eukaryota, Metazoa, Nematoda, Chromadorea, Rhabditida, Strongylidae.